This is a messenger RNA of Exophiala viscosa, 1002 nucleotides long. Its product is annotated as methylenetetrahydrofolate dehydrogenase. Gene Ontology annotation, molecular function: methylenetetrahydrofolate dehydrogenase (NADP+) activity; methylenetetrahydrofolate dehydrogenase (NAD+) activity. Gene Ontology annotation, cellular component: cytosol. Lineage: Eukaryota; Fungi; Ascomycota; Eurotiomycetes; Chaetothyriales; Herpotrichiellaceae. The transcript has 3 exons. Gene Ontology annotation, biological process: purine nucleobase biosynthetic process. The record is from RefSeq and is a predicted model, not a curated record. The coding region runs from base 1 to 1002 and encodes 333 amino acids.
AUGUCUAAGGACUCCGCCACCCCUUGCAAGGUCAUUUUGGCCGCCAACAUUGCGAAAGGCGUCCUCAGCGAGGUCCAAACAGGCCUGAGCAAACUGGGUCGCAAACCGCAUUUACUCGGGAUACUGGCCAAUGCCGAUCCGGCUUCGAAGGUAUAUGCUGACUGGACGGAGAGGACAUGUAAGGAAAAUGGUUUUGAUUACACCUUGAAAGUGGCCGAGAAAGACGACGCGGAGGAGACCAUCAUAGCCGGCAACAACGAUGCUUCGGUUGACGGCAUCAUGGUGUACUAUCCCAUCUUCCACAAUCGUCAAGAUCAGUACUUGCAGCAGAUUGUGGAUGUCUCCAAGGAUGUUGAGGGUUUGAGUCAUCAGUACAUCUUCAACAUGUACCAGAACAUUCGUUUCUUGGACGAUGAACAAGUCAUGAAAUCUAUUCUCCCUUGCACACCACUCGCGGUCAUCAAGAUCCUCGAGUAUCUGCACAUAUACAACCCCAUUUUGCCGUACGGAAAUCGGCUAUUUGGUCGCACCAUCUGCGUGGUCAACCGGUCUGAGGUUGUUGGCCGGCCACUGGCGGCACUCUUGGCCAACGACGGCGCCUCCGUGUACAGCGUCGAUGUCACUGGCGUUCAACAGUUUACGCGAGGUGAAGGCAUCCGUAAACGCAAACACGAGGUGCACGAGAAAGAAGGCUGGACGGUGGAGAAUUGUGCUCCUUUGUGUGAUGUUGUCAUUUCAGGCGUACCAGGCGACACGUACAAAUUCCCCGUCCACCUACUGAAGGAAGGAGCCGUGUGCAUCAAUUUCUCAAGUGAAAAGAAUUUCCCCCUUGAAGUCAAGGAGAGAGCAUCAAUAUACGUGCCGGCAAUCGGCAAAGUGACGAUUGUUGUUCUCCUUCGCAAUCUCCUGCGAAUUGUGCAGAACAAGGAGGCUCAGAAGGCGAAGCCUCACGAUUCAGCAGUCGAGGCCACGCAAACAGAUGGAAAUUCGACCACUUCCUGA